Molecule: messenger RNA, 1120 nt
Organism: Thalassophryne amazonica
Lineage: Eukaryota; Metazoa; Chordata; Actinopteri; Batrachoidiformes; Batrachoididae
Product: stereocilin-like
Exons: 7
Coding region: 5-979 (324 amino acids)
Biological process (GO): cell-matrix adhesion
Cellular component (GO): cell surface; stereocilium tip; kinocilium
Source: RefSeq, a predicted model, not a curated record
UUUGAUGGUCCCAUCAUGUGAGAUUCUGCGUACAACAGCUCCUUCUGCCUGGACCGCCGAUAUUCUGAUCGAAAUGUCAACGUCGGCAUUCUCCAACUGUCUGGAGCUGAUGGGUCACGACCCAUACUUUGAAUCAUACCAACACGCCAAACUCUUCAACAAAGUCAAAGAGAUAUACGGCCCUGUGUCCUCCCUCUCCCAGUUUGUGAUCUCUCAGUUGGGAGGACUUGCUGUGUUGCUGACAGCAGAGGAGCUGAGCCGCCUGCAGUUGUAUCAGCUGAGCAGCAUCGCUGCCUUGGGCUCCAUCAGCACCUGGAACAACAGUCAGCUGGCUGCACUGUUUGGCGCCACGUUAAGGUCCAUCGCGUGGAGUGAAAGCCAGCUGGAGUCGAGCACGCUGGUGGCGAUGGGACACAUCGUGUGCGGAGCCACGCCUGCACAGAUGAAGCGCUUCAAUCCUGUCGAGUUCAGUAAGGCGGUGCUCUGGCUGGGGAAGCUCAAUCUGAGCUGCUCAGAGGAGCAGCUGCUGACCCUUCUUAACCUGCUGACCUACAGCCUCGCGUUUGGAAGUAUGGACACAUGGGGCUCUGACGUGUUCAUCGAGAUCGGAGCUCUGGCAGCUGGACUUCCAGAUUUGGCCAUGUCAGCUUUGGUGAAAGAACAAAUUGAAGGACUCACACCUCUGGCUAUCUCACUGGUACCACCUUCUAAGCUUGCCGCGGCCUUUAUGGAACUCCAGCUCAGCAUGUUCUCCUACGAGCAGGCUGCUGCAGUCACAAAAAAGCAGCUCUCGUCCCUGUCGCCCAGUCAGGUGACAGCUCUGGACAUUGUGCUGACAUCAUCUGAGAACAGGACCAUCAACAUCAGAGGGAGGUCACUGGGGCCACCGCUGACCCACAGCCCACUGUGUGUCACAGUGGGACUGCUGAUGCUGCUGAUCGCACUGCACUGCCCUGACCUCAUCUGCCCUGGAACAUGACCCCACUCACCCCUGACGGAUCAGGACCAAACACCUCAUGCACAAACACAUCCAAAACCACACACCAGAUAAACAGCACCCCGACAAAGUUUUUACAUUAUUCUGUGUAUGGCAGAGCAUUAAUCACUGACACACACACAC